GCCGGCGCCGCCUCCCCGCUCCGCUCCCUCCUGCCACCUGCGCGCAGCCUCACGGCGAUGUCAGCGGCCACGUCGACGGCGCCGUCGAUCGGAGAGUAUCCUUCCCCGGUGUCCCCUCCCUACCCGGCCACCUCCAAGGACCUGGAGCUCCGGCGCGCCAUGACCGCCUCCGCGCGCUCCGCGGCCUUCGCGUCUGCGGACGUCGUGUUCGAGGACGAGUGGCUCGCCGUCGUCGACAAACCCGCCGGCGUCUACUGCGACGCCCUCCUCACCUCCUUCCCUUGCUCUGCCGUCUCAGGCAAACAUUUCUUGCGACUUGCAGAGAAUCCAGCAACUAAACCUAACCUUCACCUUGCAAACAGGCUGGACCGUGAUACUAGUGGGCUCAUGGUUAUCACCAAAUGCAACAAAGUUGCUGGGAAGCUAGUGAAGGCAUUCACUGACCAUAAAGUCAAGAAAACAUAUCUAGCUCUCUGCAUAGGUUUCCCACCGGCAUGGGAAAAGAUCAAGAUAUGUUCUGGCCAUGGGCGAUCGAAACACGGCGCUUGGCGUGUAUAUGCUAUGUCUGAUGUUGGCCGUUCACUCCCAGGCGGCUCUGUCGUACGGGACAUGAGCACGCGGUUUGAAGUUCUAGGCGUCAACGGUAAAGGGCAGUUCAGAGAACCCUACAGCUUGGACACCGACGAUAUCGAGCCAAUUACUGUGCAAGAAAAGGCGACUGACCAGACUUGUGGCGGUGAUGCGAACAGCAGUGUCAUCUUGGUUAGAGCCUAUCCCCAGAGCGGACGGACACACCAGAUUCGUCUACACUGCCAGUAUCUUGGUCUCCCUAUCAGAGGUGAUGUGAAGUACGGCGGGGUGAUCGAGUGGGACGGCGUAGAGUGUGAGGGCCAUGCACUGCAUGCGGAGAGCUUGUCAUUUGUACACCCCAUCACUGGAUUGCCCAUCACUCUCCGGUCACCUCUCCCUCCAUGGGCAAAAGAUUGCAUAUCAGCAAUGGAAUAAAGUUCCCUUGGCCUCAAUGUGAUGCACGAUGCUCCAUUUGGCACUGAAAUGUCCACCAAGGAUGUAACUCUGAGAUCUCAAAAGGCAUCAUCUCUUGAAGACCUUUUCUGGGAGUAGCGUUGGGAAAUAGCACUAUCAAAUAUACUGAGUCCACUGUUACAGGCAGUUCUACUUGAGACUGUAAUUUUAGCACGUGUACCGUAGAGAUAUUGAGUUGUUUGUUGUAGUUUUGUUUCAAAUUGUGAGUACCCAAACGCAGGCACACACAACACAUGUUGAACCAUGGAUAUUUAUUUAUUUAUUUAUUUGGUCGUUCAACAAGGC
This is a messenger RNA of Zea mays, 1329 nucleotides long. RefSeq lists its product as uncharacterized. Bases 58 to 1005 code for a protein of 315 amino acids. Lineage: Eukaryota; Viridiplantae; Streptophyta; Magnoliopsida; Poales; Poaceae. The transcript has 2 exons. The record is from RefSeq and is marked validated. Gene Ontology annotation, molecular function: RNA binding; pseudouridine synthase activity. Gene Ontology annotation, biological process: enzyme-directed rRNA pseudouridine synthesis.